Acanthisitta chloris (rifleman) is the source of this 1082-nucleotide messenger RNA. It is a transcript of the gene KCTD1, whose product is annotated as potassium channel tetramerization domain containing 1. The record is from RefSeq and is a predicted model, not a curated record. The transcript is spliced from 5 exons. The coding region runs from base 284 to 1057 and encodes 257 amino acids. Gene Ontology annotation, molecular function: transcription factor binding; transcription corepressor activity. Gene Ontology annotation, cellular component: nucleus. Gene Ontology annotation, biological process: protein homooligomerization; negative regulation of DNA-templated transcription. NCBI's taxonomy places the organism in Eukaryota, Metazoa, Chordata, Aves, Passeriformes, Acanthisittidae.
GCUGCUCCGUGCUGGCUGUACUGCGCUUCCUUUGUGACUAAAAGUUGGUUUCAUCAGCACAGCAUCGGCUCUCGCUCCGCGCUCAGAGCUCACCGGCCUCGGGACGCAGCUCAGACCUGCAGCCUAUGUGGGGCACGCGGGGCAGCUGUCGCCAUACGUAUAACUCUUAAAUGGAAAAUGUCUUUCUCAAAGGCUGUCGAUGUCCAGUGGUCUGCAGUCCAUGAGCAGUUGACUAGUCCAGGUGUUUCUGCUUCUGUUUCCGUGCUAUGACAGUCGGCCCAAUAUGUCAAGACCUCUGAUCACUAGAUCCCCUGCAUCUCCAUUGAACAAUCAAGGCAUCCCCACUCCAGCACAGCUCACAAAAUCCAACGCACCAGUUCACAUUGAUGUGGGUGGGCACAUGUAUACCAGCAGCUUGGCCACGCUUACAAAAUAUCCUGAUUCCAGAAUCGGUCGGCUUUUCGAUGGCACGGAGCCCAUUGUCCUUGACAGUCUCAAGCAGCAUUAUUUCAUCGACAGAGACGGGCAGAUGUUCAGAUAUAUCUUGAAUUUUUUAAGGACAUCAAAACUCCUCAUUCCUGAUGAUUUCAAGGACUACAGUUUGUUAUAUGAAGAAGCAAAGUAUUUCCAGCUUCAGCCCAUGUUAGGAGAGAUGGAAAGGUGGAAACAGGACCGGGAGAGUGGCCGCUUCUCAAAGUCUUGCGAGUGCCUGGUGGUGAGAGUUGCCCCAGACCUUGGAGAGAGGAUUACACUGAGUGGAGAUAAGUCAUUGAUAGAAGAAGUGUUUCCAGAAAUCGGUGACGUGAUGUGUAAUUCUGUCAACGCUGGCUGGAAUCACGACUCGACGCACGUCAUCCGCUUUCCGCUGAACGGAUACUGUCACCUCAACUCAGUUCAGGUACUCGAGAGGUUACAGCAAAGAGGGUUUGAGAUUGUUGGCUCAUGUGGAGGUGGGGUGGACUCUUCCCAAUUCAGUGAAUACGUACUGAGACGAGAACUCAGAAGGACAUCUCGUGCACCCUCCGUCAUUCGAAUAAAGCAAGAGCCUCUGGACUAAAAUGGACAUGUUUCUUUUUGCAAAA